This is a messenger RNA of Galeopterus variegatus (Sunda flying lemur), 1998 nucleotides long. RefSeq names its product collagen, type V, alpha 2 (gene COL5A2). NCBI's taxonomy places the organism in Eukaryota, Metazoa, Chordata, Mammalia, Dermoptera, Cynocephalidae. The annotation marks the transcript as partial. The transcript is spliced from 24 exons. The record is from RefSeq and is a predicted model, not a curated record. Gene Ontology annotation, molecular function: protein binding.
UCUCUAUUAAGCCCCGUCUAUGCUUAAAACAUAAAUGAAGGAGGGAAAGUUCAGGCACAGAGACGCGUGUUCUGAUUUGGUUGUUUACCAUCAAUCAGACCGUUGCUUGGCAGACACUGGGUGGUUAUGAGCCUGAACAAGCUGAAAAGGGGCAGGAAAAGAAGUGGAGGCAGCAUUCUUCCUAUUUAAAGCUGCAUCGCUUGAAAAAAGUUUUCGCAGACUGUGCUGGAGCUGGUGCUGAAAAAGGGGGUUUGCAGAGGCUGCCCUGGGACUGGUGCUGAAAGGAGAAGAGCCCACAGCUGCCUUCAUGGUGCUGCAAUAACCUUAGAAUCUACUUUUCACUCCCAGGAGGACCCCCAUGUCUAAUAUUUAGACACGAUGGCAAACUGGGUGGAAGCGAGACCUCUCCUCAUUCUUACUGUUCUAUUAGGGCAAUUUGUCUCAAUAAAAGCCCAGGAAGAAGGCGAGGAUGAAGGAUAUGGUGAAGAAAUAGCCUGCACUCAGAACGGCCAGAUGUACUUAAACAGGGACAUUUGGAAACCCGCCCCUUGCCAGAUCUGUGUCUGUGACAAUGGAGCCAUUCUUUGCGACAAGAUAGAGUGCCAGGAUGUGCUCGACUGUGCUGACCCUAUAACUCCCCCUGGGGAGUGCUGUCCUGUCUGUUCACAGACCACGGGAGGUGAAGGUAGCAAUACCAAUUUUGGUAGAGGAAGAAAGGGACAAAAAGGUGAACCAGGAUUAGUGCCUGUUGUAACAGGCAUUCGUGGUCGUCCAGGACCUGCAGGACCUCCAGGAUCACAAGGACCAAGAGGAGAGCGAGGCCCAAAAGGGAGACCUGGUCCUCGUGGUCCUCAGGGAAUUGACGGAGAACCAGGUGUUCCUGGUCAACCUGGUGCUCCAGGGCCUCCUGGGCAUCCGUCCCACCCAGGACCCGAUGGCAUGAGCAGGCCGUUUUCAGCUCAGAUGGCUGGGUUGGAUGAAAAAUCUGGACUUGGGAGUCAAGUAGGGCUGAUGCCUGGCUCUGUGGGUCCUAUUGGCCCAAGGGGACCUCAAGGUUUACAAGGGCAGCAAGGUGGUGUAGGACCUACAGGACCUCCUGGAGAACCUGGUGAUCCUGGACCAAUGGGUCCAGUUGGUUCACGUGGACCAGAGGGGCCUCCUGGGAAACCUGGUGAAGAUGGUGAACCUGGUAGAAAUGGAAAUACUGGUGAAGUGGGAUUUACAGGAUCUCCAGGAGCUCGAGGCUUUCCUGGGGCUCCUGGUCUUCCGGGCCUGAAAGGUCAUCGAGGACACAAAGGUCUCGAUGGCCCUAAAGGUGAAGUUGGAGCACCUGGUUCCAAGGGUGAAGCAGGCCCUACCGGUCAAAUGGGAGCCAUGGGUCCUCUGGGUCCCAGAGGAAUGCCAGGAGAGAGAGGAAGACUUGGGCCACAGGGUGCUCCUGGACAACGAGGUGCACAUGGUAUGCCUGGAAAACCCGGACCUAUGGGUCCUCUUGGGAUAUCUGGCUCUCCUGGUUUUCCAGGGAAUCCUGGAAUGAAGGGAGAUGCAGGUCCUACUGGGGCACGAGGCCCUGAAGGUCCUCAGGGGCAGAGAGGUGAAACUGGGCCACCAGGUCCAGUUGGCUCUCAAGGUCUUCCUGGUGCAAUGGGAACUGAUGGUACACCUGGUGCCAAAGGCCCAACGGGCUCUCCAGGUGCAUCUGGACCUCCUGGAUUGCCAGGGCCCCCUGGAUCUCCAGGACCUCAGGGUAGCACUGGACCUACGGGAAUUCGAGGCCAACCGGGUGACCCAGGAGUUCCAGGUUUCAAAGGAGAAGCUGGCCCAAAAGGGGAACCAGGGCCACAUGGUAUUCAGGGUCCAAUAGGCCCACCUGGUGAAGAAGGCAAAAGAGGUCCCCGAGGUGAUCCAGGAACAGUUGGUCCUCCAGGCCCAGUGGGAGAAAGGGGUGCUCCUGGCAAUCGUGGUUUUCCAGGCUCUGAUGGUUUACCUGGGCCCAAG